AAUUGCAAAAGCAGACUUGCAAUUGGCGAGGUUUGAAUGUAUUUGACUUCGUCACAUGGCAGCUCGCAUAUCUGUCAAGUCAGCAACGUAAACAAACACGGACAACCGCCCGUAAAGAUUGUGUGCAGAAUAAUCGUAAAAUUUUAUGUGAAAACUCGGGAAAAGGAAAAACAUCAAUUCAUCCCGAAAUUUGGCAACAUUCGUCCGAGUAUGAUCGAGCAGCUGUGUGUGUGUAUGCCGACGAAAUACGACGCCGUUUCUACAACAAUCACUAAAGCCGGCUGUGAUCGUGAUCGGCACAUUCUCAACUGGACCAACACACCGGUCGUUGUGUAUCUUCAAGCAAACCAACGUUGCCAUACACCACAAAAUAGCAUGGAAAGGAAAGUAUUAUAAAAUAAUGUCAUAUUUGAAAGCAUUCUAAUCUUUCAUUGUUAUUUUUCCACUGCAAACAGGACAUUGGAUCACCGCAUCGACAAGUGGUUUUUAUGUGCAAGUGUUGUUAAGAAGUGUGUUGUACGGUGUAUUAUGUGUUUUACUUUAUUUGUAUCGCUUUGCAAGUGGUACAAUUAGUGCGUUUAAUCGUUGUGCUACUGCUAACGAAAAAACGACCCGAGCAUUAGAAGCGGCAACAAUACAUGUGCCUGACGCAGAGACAACAACGCCGUCAGCAUCCGUUGAUACCAUCCAAAGUGAUGGUUGAAAUCGUAUAUAAACGUGUAAAACCAUAUAUUGCGGCAUGUAAGUAUUGAAUAAUAGUUAAAUAAAAUACAUUUUAUCGUUGUACUGGACAAUGUGCAUCGAAAUUUUAAAAAAGUGUGUGUGUUUUUGUUUACAUCCGAAUACAGAACCCACAACGCUAUACUGUGGUUCGUGCACUCGCUAAGUAACGCUUGAGCUUUGAGCUUUCAUUGAGCUUACAUAGAAUGUUACACGCUACCUGCUCACUAAGGACUGCUAUCGAGCAGUGUUAUGAGCAGGUAGCGAGCAGUAACGCUUCCAUACAAAAAUCGCGAAACGUAACGCUCCAAUGCUAUUUGGGUACCCACUUUGCUUGGACCGGCCGGUGUGACAGCCGUGGUAUGGUGGCGCGGUCGCGAAGGUUGCGUCAUUCGAACAUGAGGAGCGAUUUUGUUUCGGAAAUUUCA
This is a messenger RNA of Anopheles coluzzii, 1148 nucleotides long. RefSeq lists its product as uncharacterized. The coding region runs from base 37 to 396 and encodes 119 amino acids. NCBI's taxonomy places the organism in Eukaryota, Metazoa, Arthropoda, Insecta, Diptera, Culicidae. The record is from RefSeq and is a predicted model, not a curated record. The transcript has 3 exons.